Akanthomyces muscarius is the source of this 804-nucleotide messenger RNA. RefSeq lists its product as uncharacterized. The record is from RefSeq and is a predicted model, not a curated record. Bases 1 to 804 code for a protein of 267 amino acids. Gene Ontology annotation, biological process: (1->6)-beta-D-glucan biosynthetic process; fungal-type cell wall biogenesis. Gene Ontology annotation, cellular component: endoplasmic reticulum membrane. Lineage: Eukaryota; Fungi; Ascomycota; Sordariomycetes; Hypocreales; Cordycipitaceae. The transcript has 4 exons.
AUGCGUCUGCAGGCGUUCAUCGGGUCACUCACGCUCUCUGGAGUUGCUGUGGCCUUUUCAGAUGCCACACCCUGGAUUCUAUACUCUACUGCGUCCUUUCCUUCGACCAGUGAUGCGCAGCUCCAGAGCAGCUCCGACGUUCUGAGAAACACAAAAGAUAUUCUCUCAAGAUGCCCGACCGACUACUACGUGUUGGCGACGCAGCCUGGGAUGAAUGCCGCCGAUCUUCACCACAACCAGUUCUCGGAUAUGCCAUUACUCCAUCAAUCGGUAACUCUCGAUGACCGUAUCCAAGGAAAAUACAUUGUCUCAGAGGUCGUCGGAGAUAUCAAGGACGGCAAUCUCGUCAAUUUCGUGAAAAAUGCCUGCUCGCAGCACGGCAAGCAGGCUGUUGUCGAGCAGGUCUCACUGGGCCAGCUGCCGCAAGAAAACAGGGCACGGGCUCUUCUUCUUAAUGAUCACAUCCUUGGUGAACGCAUUAGCAAAGAUAACGGCCACGAGAGCUUCACGAUCCUUUUCUAUGCCACCCGACCAGAACCUGCUUACGAGGCGCAAUUUGACGAGGCUGUUCACCAGGACCUGCGAAGAGCUACACAUGACAGUGAUGCAGUUUUUGAGACAGAUAACAGACCUCUGUUCGAAAAAUAUCAGUUCUUCACUCCAGGUAUUUUCAUGGGCCUUAUCACGACGAUUGUUCUUUUCAGUAUUCUUGGGGUUGGGAUCAAGGGACUUGGCAGUCUGCAGGUGUCGUAUGGUGCGUUUGAAAAGGAAAUGGGGCCAUCUGCACAGAAGAAACAGCAGUAA